GGGCAGAGACCCUGCCCACAGCCCGUGUGACUCCCGGAAAUGCCCCUGGGGCUAAGGACGGUAGAAAUAAGAGAGAAGGACACCAGCAGGCCUGACACCAGGGCAGCACACUGGGGACCGGAGACCAUGGAGACCUCUUCUCUGCUUCUCUGCAAAGGGCUCCUGCUCACAGCCUUCCUCUUAACCUGCUGGAAUGCACCCACCACUGCCCAACUCACUAUUGAAUUAGUGCCCCCCAUGGUUGCUGAAGGUGGAAACUCCGUCCUAUUUGUGCAUAAAAUGCCGCUGAACGUCCAGGCAUUUUACUGGUACAAACAGAAAGAUGCGACCAAGAGCUACGAAGUUGCACGCUACUUAACACCCGAUAACACAACGUCGAAGAUGCCUCAACACAGUGGUAGGAAAACGGUAUUCUACAGUGGAUCCCUGCUGAUCAGAAACGUCACCCAGGCUGACAGUGGAUUCUACACCUUACUGACGUUCAACACAGAAAUGCAAAGUGAACUCACACACGUACAUCUGGAAGUAUACAAGCCUGUGGCACAGCCCACCCUCCAAGCAGACAAAACCACAGUAACAGAAGAUGGUUCUGUGACCCUCACCUGCCUCCCAGAAAACUCUGGACUCUCCAUCCGCUGGCUCUUCAAUCGCCAGAGCCUGUAUUUCAACAGCAGGAUGACGCUGUCCCAGAAAAACAGUCAACUCGUAAUAGAUCCGGUCAGGAUGGAGGAUGCUGGGGAGUAUCAGUGUGAGGUCUCCAACGGGUACAGUUCUAAGACAAGUCCUCCAGCCCAAAUGUCUGUGACCAGCGAGUGACCUGUCCUCUCUCCAGGCACCACAGGGUGGGGGGUUCUUUGUCAAUGAUAUGGAAAAUGGAGAAGCGUUCUAGGAGGAAUCAGCGAAGACCAUAAGACAGCCAGCAGGACGACACAGAUCUGUAGUCCCGGAUUAAACAGAGUCAGGAGGAAUGUGCAUUGGAACCAGCGAGGGCUACAAAUAUAAACCCAGUCCCCCCCCAAAAUUAAUAUAGUAAGCAAAACUACAAAGGGGAUUAAUUAAGGGCCCCCAGACUUCUGGAUGUUCUGAAUCCCCUGUGCUGCGGUGUCUGCACAGAAGCAGACAUAUCCUCCCACAGGCUCAAAUCAUUUCUGAUGCCAACACCAACUUCAUCCACAUGAAGAGAGGAACAGGAGAAGGAACUGCCCGUGAUUCACUGAGGACAUACCUUGUUUCUGAAUACUUUUAAUUCAAGGUUUUUUCCAUCCACAGAUGGCGUGAAGGCCCAACUGGGCUGUUUCUGAGACUGGCAUGUACAGUGUGUCCCUGAUUUUUCUGUUAACAAGAUUUAGGCGUGUGCCAAGCAUGUGUGUGUGCAUGCAUGUAUAUAUUUAAAUGGCUUCCCACUUUAGCAGUUUUGAAGUGUCCGGUUCACUGGCAUAAAGCAUCUUUAUAUCACUGUGUAAACACCACGACAGUCAGUUUCCAGGCCAUUUCUAAGCCAAAGCCCUUGGGACGGUCAGUCUACUUCUGUCUCUCUGGAGGCGGUGUUUGUCUUUUUUUGUUAGCCUCAUACAAAGUGUGAUUCUGUUCUCUCAAGCCACUCUGUUGUCGGCAUUCCGCUGGCUAGAUAUUCAUUAAAGGCCAUCC
Alexandromys fortis (reed vole) is the source of this 1647-nucleotide messenger RNA. Its product is annotated as carcinoembryonic antigen-related cell adhesion molecule 15-like. The coding region runs from base 40 to 816 and encodes 258 amino acids. Gene Ontology annotation, cellular component: external side of plasma membrane. The record is from RefSeq and is a predicted model, not a curated record. Gene Ontology annotation, biological process: T cell activation. Lineage: Eukaryota; Metazoa; Chordata; Mammalia; Rodentia; Cricetidae. The transcript has 3 exons.